Molecule: messenger RNA, 1602 nt
Organism: Arabidopsis thaliana (thale cress)
Lineage: Eukaryota; Viridiplantae; Streptophyta; Magnoliopsida; Brassicales; Brassicaceae
Product: pectinesterase (Protein of unknown function, DUF538)
Exons: 1
Coding region: 185-685 (166 amino acids)
Source: RefSeq, marked reviewed
CGCUUGAUCUGAUCAGAUGUGCCAGCUAUACAAAAGUCUCUCACGUCUCUCCCAGAAAACUCUUAUUUUAUCGCCGAGAAAGUGACGGAAAACGAAAUCCAAACGGGAUAAUAAACCUAAAACCUAAAUUAGUGAUUUAGCUACGACUCCUAAAGAUUCAAAUUUGGGUUACAUCGGACGAAUCAUGACUCUGCUUCCGAUUUCAAUCUUCUUCUUCUUUUUAUUUUGCAUUCCUUCGCCAUUAAUCGCCGCCGCUAACGAUGACGAUAUACCGACGGCGUACACUCUCCUCCAAAGCUACAACUUUCCCGUCGGGAUUCUUCCUAAAGGAGUGGUGUCAUAUGAUUUAGAUAAAUCUACUGGUCAAUUCCACGCGUAUUUCAACAAAUCGUGCAGUUUCGCUCUUCAAGGCUCUUACCAAUUGGAUUACAAAUCGACAAUCUCUGGAUACAUAUCGGAGAACAAGAUCACGAAGCUUACCGGCGUGAAGGUGAAAGUUCUCUUCUUGUGGCUCAACAUCGUUGAGGUUAUUAGGAACGGAGACGAACUCGAGUUCUCCGUUGGGAUCACAUCGGCGAACUUCGAGAUCGAUGAGUUUUACGAGUCGCCACAGUGUGGUUGCGGAUUUGAUUGCAAAACGAAGACGAAGACUUUGGGAAGAAACCCUUUUGUUUCUUCGGUUUAAAGGUUAAGACUUCUUAUUGCAGAAUCUGAACUCUUUGGAUGAUUUAUGUUCUUUCUCCAAUCAUUUAAUUUUUCAAUCAAUGCUUUGUUUGUAUCUCUUCUUAGGAUCGAACCGAUAAGUUGUAUUUAUGAACCGAUCAGGAAUAAAACAGUGGUGGAAAAAGUUAAUUCUUAUGUCUAAGGAGAAGAUUGGCAUGAAUUUGAGUUUCGUAUUGGCUGAUCAAUGGUUUGUGUGUUGCAUUCGACGAAUGCUUAUGAAUGUCUGUAUGAAACGUUAGAUCUUUUGUCCAUGGUUUCGGAUGGAUCAGUAUGAGAUUCUUUAGAAGUUGAUUGAAGCCUAGUGAUGAUGAGACAAUCUCUUUGGACUCGACCAACAACUCUUAAAAGUUUUGGUUUUUACUUCAAAAGAAAAUGUUGGAUUCUUCAGAGAUCACUGGAUUCUUGAGCUUCGUGAUCUGUGUUUGUUUGUGAGUCAUAUGCUCGAGAUUCUCUGCCACUGACAUGGUAUUAUCUUCUUCAUCAAAGACUUUGCCAAAACUAAAGUAGGCAAUAUCCUCCAUUGAAGGUACUAGGUAUUAAGCUUAGACAUGAAUGUACUAAUGAACUAGAUUACAAUGUUUCGAAAAUAUUUGUGUAAGUUCAAAUUUUGGUGUUUGGAAAUAAUAUUUUGAAGAUGAAGUAAGGAAGAUAGUUUUUUACAUGUAUGUUUGAUGAUUCUCCCGAUUUUGAAAAUUGGAUAGUUUUUUACAUGUAUGUUUGAUGAUUCUCUCCCGAUUUUGAAAAUUGGCAUACAUGUAUUUCCUUUUCCUUAUAUUAAAUCAAGUGAUUGUGCUGAAGAAAAACAGAUAUUUAGCUUAAGAAGCGCCAUUUAGUUAAGAAUGUGAGGUACAAACUUUUCCUGUGUCUUUUUGUUGCAUA